CUGCAGCCGCAUUGUUGUGGGGGGAAGAGAUGCGAGCUAGCCUGCUAGCAUAGAGCCCACACGGCCAGCGCAAUAAGAUCCAAAAAACAGGCACCUUAGCAUGGUCGAGCUGCUGCUACCGUGAGCGAGUAACUCCGGCUUUUAAAUGCGCAUUUUUGAAUCCCGGAGGACGUUACGGAUACCUCAUAUUACCAUUCGAAUACAACGGAUAAGCGGCUCGUGGACGGUAGCGCCCAUAGCGAGGCUCGUGUUCGGAUUAAACCUACUGCUGUUCAGUAGGCCACGCCGCUGCUGCUUUGAGCUCGGCCUGGCUGCAUAUAAAGCUAAAUUUAACGUCGACGGCGAAGAAAUGUCGGUGGACUCCUCCGAACAGCAUUAGCUCACUAGCACAGCCACCAUCAGGCCGUAGGAUCCAGUGUCUGUCCGUGUUGCUCAGUUGUGUGUUUGUGUGUUUCCUCCAGAGCUGUGUGUUUCCGCCCUGCCCCCUCAAACAAACAAAAGCCCGGACGUAAAAACCACGGCUGUUAUCUGUUACACAUCAGUGUUGUGGUUAUAUGGGUAUGGGUUAAUGUGUCAUUGUGUGAAGCUCAAGCACUUCAAGGAGUUCAAUAGAAGUAGAACAUUUUAGUCAGUAGUGUGUUGAGAAGCGCUCAGAUUGACAGUCACUUUAAAUUACAUUGUAUUAAUAACAAUGUUAGCUUGGUAUUAUUUGUAACUAAAUAAUUAACAUUAAUGCCAGGUGGCGAUACGGGUCAACUACACAAUAACAAUGAAGUACAUGCGCAUGUUUGUUGUUUCCAAUUCAGCCGUUUCAAACCUGUUUAGGUUGCCAUGGACACAGGCAGGGAUGUUUGCUUACUGUUGCUUACAAUUGGAUCUAAACCAUGAAAUUUACGUGUAACCGUUUCUUUUUCCAUUUACAAUUGAGUAUUGAAAUACCUGCUGAUAGACUUUUGGUUUUGAAUCAGUUGAAAGUUGAUGUGUGUUGGUCUUGUGUCAUACUUUAGUUCCUCUGAGGCAUUCAAAAUGAGGAAGAAGGUUCGGCAUAAUCGUGUAGCCACGCCACAGAGGCCUCCCUCGCCCAUCAAACCCUCACGCAACCGUGAGACCUUGACUUAUGCCGAGGCCCAGCGUAUGGUUGAGCUGGAGAUAGAUGGACGUGUCCACAGGCUCAGCAUUUAUGACAAACUGGAUGUUAUUGACAGUGAUGACCCUUUAGCUCAGGAGAUCGUCGAGUGCACCAGCAACAAGGAGAACAACGAAAAGCCGCAGCAGGUUCUGGUGCGUUCGGUGCGGCUACAAAAAAACCAGCAGAAGAAGAGUGCCGCGUUGACAACUGUGCAGGGUCCACCAGCUCAGGGCAGGCUGCCGGAGCCAAAGAUCCGAACGGUUGAGUACAACCUCCCAGCAGUGCCACGGAGGCCGUCUGCGUACUAUACUUACGUCGAGAAGACAUCUGAUGAGCUUGAUGAGGAGGUUGAGUAUGAUAUGGACGAGGAAGACUAUGCAUGGCUUGAGCUUAUCAAUGAGAAGAGGAAGAGUGACGGUCACAGCCAGGUCUCUCAGAAUGUCUUUGAGUUCCUCAUGGACCGCUUUGAGAAGGAGUCUUUCUUCGAGGCCCAGGGUCAAGGUGACCACCAGUCGCUUAUCGACGAGGACGCUGUGUGCUGCAUCUGCAUGGACGGCGAGUGCCAGAACAGCAAUGCUAUUCUGUUUUGUGACCUGUGCAAUCUUGCAGUGCAUCAAGAGUGUUAUGGCGUCCCCCACAUCCCAGAGGGCCGGUGGCUUUGCCGCCAUUGCCUGAAUUCACCCACCCAGCUGGCAGAGUGUAUAUUCUGCCCCAAUAAGGGCGGAGCCCUUAAGAGAACAGACGAUGACCGCUGGGGGCACGUUGUUUGCGCCAUCUGGGUCCCAGAAGUCGGCUUUACCAAUACUGUCUUCAUUGAGCCCAUUGACGGUGUGGCAAACAUUCCACCGGCUCGCUGGAAACUCACCUGUUACCUGUGUAAGAAGAAGGGAGUUGGUGCUUGUAUUCAGUGUAGUAAGGCUAACUGUUACACUGCUUUCCAUGUGAGCUGUGCUCAGAAAACUGGCCUUUACAUGAAGAUGGAGCCCAUAAAAGAGGUUACUGAAUCAGGAGCCACCACGUUCUCGGUGAAGAAAACAGCCUAUUGCUGCUCUCAUACCCCUAACGGUUGUGUGAGGAGACCCCUCACUAUAUAUAAGGACUCCAAACCCAAGAACAGUUUAUGUAAGAAGGGUGCUCAUAGGGGAGGAAGGGAAAAGGCAAGGGUAUGCCAGAAAAAGAAGACUAAAACGGCAGAAUCGCCAGAGUCUGUUGAUGAAGCUCCCAUGGUGUCUGGACCUAGUAUUACUCCUAAAAGUUUCAACACAAUCCUCAACCAAGUUUCUCUCCAGAAGAAGAAGGUUUUUUUUAAACGUGUUCUCAGUUACUGGAUGCUCAAGAGGCAGUCAAGAAAUGGUGUCCCACUAAUAAGACGCCUACAGACGGCCAUACAGAUGCAAAAACCACCAGAACAGGUGCAGGAUGAGGUGAACUUUCAAGAUCUGACAGAGCAGUUAAAGGACUGGCAUCGUUUACGGCACGACCUGGAGCGAGCUCGCUUGCUGCUGGAGCUCAUUCGUAAGAGAGAGAAGCUAAAGAGGGAGGAGAUGAAAUUGCAGCAGUCAGUUUUGGAGAUGCAGCUCACUCCAUUUCCUGUCUUGCUGCGAGCAGUGCUGGAUCAGCUGCAGGAGAGGGACCAGACCAAAAUCUUUGCCCAGCCUGUCAGCAUCAAAGAGGUUCCUGACUAUCUAGACCACAUCAAGCACCCUAUGGACUUCUCUACCAUGAGAAAACGCAUUGACUCUCAUGGGUACAAAAACCUGGAUGAGUUUGAGGAUGAUUUCAACCUCAUUAUUAACAACUGCAUGAAGUACAAUGCCAAGGACACCACCUUCUACCGCGCUGCUGUACGUCUACGAGACUAUGGUGGAGCAAUCCUCAGGAAGACAAGGCGGGACAUUGAACGGAUAGGCUUUGACUUCACCAGUGGAAUGCACCUCACUGAGCCUCCUAAGAUAGAGCCACCUCCAUCAUUGUCUUGGGAAGCUGUUGACCGACUUUUAAACCCAGCCAAUCGGGAACGUAUGUCUAAGGAGGAACAGUUGAAUAAGCUUUUGGAGACACAGGAUUCAGUGAGUGUCAUGAAGUCAUGCCCUUCUAGGAGCAAACGGCUCAAGUUACUCAAAAAGACCAUUGGUGACUUACGGAUGGAAAUGGGUAAAAAAACGGAGCCCCCUUCAUCAAAGCAAAACAAUCCCAAAGAAGAGGAGAAUAUGCCGCUUUCAGUACCACAGGCCCAAGAGGAAGAAGGUUACAAGUCAUUUCCUCCAAAACUGGAGCCUUCAGACUCUGUACCACUUCUGACAUCCUCCGCAAGUCCCUCUGAACCUCCGACACUGAAACCUGUGGAUCCCAGCCCUGAAAAGUGCCCAAAAAGGGUCAAAUUUGACGGGGAGACGCUUUCUACCUCACUUAUAAAUGGUUUUUCACCUGACGUUCUACCCUCUGAAAAUAACAUUAUGGUCGCUACCUCCACUGUUACCGAACCAGCAAAUACGGUCAACCGGCGGACGGCUGUGCUGUUCCAGAAGUCAAAGAGUCCACAGGAGGUUUCAAACAUGAGUGAAUCCCCAGUUGACUGCCCUCAGUUGGGCUCUAAGACCUUCCUGUCAGUGGUCAUCCCUCGGCUCGAAACCCUGCUCCAGCACAGGAAAAGGACGCGUAAUGCGAGCGGAGACAGUCAGGAUGAAGAAGAGGAUGAGUGUCCUGUCAAACGCUUGGAUACAGGUUUGUCUAAUGGCUUUUUGGAGCCGAAGAAAGGGCUAACUGUGAGUCGACCGUCAGAGCCUCGCCGCCGCUGUGCUUCAGAGUCCAGCAUCUCUUCCAGCGGAAGUGGGAGCACCCAGGAAAACACAAGGUGUAUUAGUGAUGUCAGUCAUGUAAGGAGUGGCAAAGGGAAGCUGGCAAUGGCGAGACGAAAUACGACGGACGAUAAAAAAGAGCUGGUCAAAUGUGUGGAAACGGGGAACAUUUCCAAAGCCAGUAAGAUGGCAGCAGAGAUUGACAGCAGCAAUAUUUGGAUGCCUGCUAACACUUCACCACUAAAUCUGGAGCCCCUUAAAGUAGUUUGGGCCAAACUUAGUGGAUAUCCUUCCUAUCCUGCCUUGAUCAUAGAUCCUCAGAUGUCUCGAGCGGUUUGCCAACUCAACGGCGAGUUCAUUCCCACCCCUCCACGGGACGUGCUCAGGGUCGGAGAGCUGAUGCAGUUCAGGUCCAAGGAGAAACUCUUCCUCGUCCGCUUCUUCGACAGCAAACGCAACUGGCAAUGGCUUCCUAAAUCCAAGAUGGUACCGUUUGGGAUUGACAAGACCUUAGACAAAAGUAAAAUGUUGGAAGGCAGAACGUCAGGUAUCCGUAAAGCUGUGCAAAGCGCCUUCAACAGUGCCAUGAACCACUUGAGCCUUGUCCAGGACUUAGGCACUGGAGAUUAACCCUUGGUCAUUUUAAGGGUUUUGUCAAGCCCCUAAGUUUACCCAACGUUACGCUUGCGUAUCAGACUGGCCGUGUUUUACCGAGGCCCCCUGACCUCUCCUUCCAAACUCUGUUCGGAGCCGUCAAGCUUCUCAACAGACGAAUGUGAGAGCGCCUUCUCUCUCCUCUAAUGUGCUGCAAGACUGCUGUGAACUCGCACUGCCAUCUACUUUCCUUUACACUUCCAUCACCAUCCACAAAAACGCCUCGUGUUUAACUCUGGCUGUAAAUAAAAGUCAUCCUAAAUUAUCCAACACUAAUUUAUUAUUAUUGUUUUGGUUUGUACUGCACAUGACCUCCUGGAAGAUUUCUUCAAGGUAGUUUCUCAAGCGCACUGAGUUGCGAACCUGUCUGGUGCUACAUCACGUGCAAAGCCUUGAUUUUUUUUUUUUCGUAUUAGGGACUUGGAAGAGGCUGUCGCACUUACUGUAUCAAACUUUUUUGUUUUUGCCUUCUUUUUUUUUACGGUUAAGUUAUUGUAAUUUGUCAAUGCAAGCUUCUCCUCCUUGGCAUUAACAUGUUAUCUACUUUUUUAUAUAAAAAUAUUCUUAUGGGACACAACUGAUGUUUGUAAAUAUUUAUAUAAAGCUAUGAAAUUAUAUACAUGUAAUACUUUAGAGUGGUUAAAAAUUUAAACGGAGAAGAGGAAAACAGCAGUAGCGAUGAAACCAGGAGUGCGUCACUCAUGCAAAACCAAAUAUUUUGCUGCCCAGUUUUUUUUUUUUUUUUUUUUUUUUUAAUCCUUCUGGAAUGUUAUCCCUGGUUUUCACAUUAGUUUGUGUGAAUGUUUGACAAACAAAUAGUAUGACGAAGUAUCCCCAAGUUGUUGCUUUUUAUUUUACCGUGCUCUCGGGAACUGUAUGUGUAGGUAUGCAUAAAGAUGUGCCUGUACAAAUGUGUUGUAUUAGGACAGAAAGUAUGCAAAAACUUUAUAUUCAGAGUAGGCAUAUUUUGGUGGAAGCUGUGUUUGCCUAUUUUUGCUUUGUGUGUGGGUGUUUUAAUCAUAGCCAUCUGUUGUGACUGUUUAACUGUGUCUCUCUCCAGUAUGGAUUCUGGGUAGCAUUCUGGGUUAAAAAACACUUUUUGUAUGAAUGUCUUGUACUUAUACUGACUGGUACUCUUGUUUCUUUUCUCUGGGAGGAUCAUAAUAUAGCCAAUGAUAGUGAGUGCUGGCAAGAUCCAGUAUUUUUUAAGGACACUGAAAAUAAAAAAACCCAUAAAAAAAAAAUCACUGUAUUGCUGCAUUUAUUUAUUUGAUAUUUCAAAACUGUAUUAAGGGAACUGUAACCUUAAAAUGAGAUUCUGACCAGUGAUUUUGCUAAGCAAUGUUAGAAGGAAGUCAGUAGAUGGAGCUCUUGAAUCAAGCAGGGUUUUGAGUUUGAAGCUGAUGAUCGGUCAUACAAUGGGGCCCAUUGUACAAAGGUGCCUGGAUUUGUUCCUGUCAGGCAGCAGAUGCCCUAACUCUGCCCACAUCCCUAAUCCUUACCAUAUGUAGCCUGUAAAGCGGAGUAGCCUGCCACAAACAACUUCAGCCACCUUUCUUCCAUUGUGUACUAGGGGUGUCCCUGUAAGACACCAGCUCAAGUCAAAAUGACUGUCAAAAUGAUAGAGUACAGUGACAGAAUGGCACUGUAAAAGAUCUCUUCCAAACUCUUAUAAUCUUUGAGCAGAGCCCUUUUAUUUGAGAUCAGCACAACCUGUUCCAAUAGUGUCUGGCUUGUCAUCCAACAAACACUGCUGUGCAAUCUUUUUUUUUUUUUUUCUUCCUCUGUCUUCCUCAUAUUGUCCCUUUCAUUCGACCGUGAUUAAUGUGUCUGUUUAUCCCAGUUUGCACAUCCUGCUGGUGGGCAAUGAUACAUAUUCCACAAAGUAAUUAUUAGCAACAAAAAUCAACAACAGAAAUUAUGCCUCUGUCUGCUUCGCAAUCUGAGGAACCUCCAUUUAAAAAGCCUUUGAAGUGUUUGUGAUUAAAUUAGGCUAGAACAUUUAUUAACCACAGUCUGUCAUAUAUCUAUUUUACACAAACGCCAUGUGUUUUGUUAAAUUUUCCAAAUAUUUAAAAGUUUUAAUAUAGUCAAACAA
Xyrauchen texanus (razorback sucker) is the source of this 6679-nucleotide messenger RNA. RefSeq names its product bromodomain-containing protein 1-like. Gene Ontology annotation, cellular component: MOZ/MORF histone acetyltransferase complex. Gene Ontology annotation, molecular function: protein binding. NCBI's taxonomy places the organism in Eukaryota, Metazoa, Chordata, Actinopteri, Cypriniformes, Catostomidae. Bases 979 to 4557 code for a protein of 1192 amino acids. The transcript has 13 exons. Gene Ontology annotation, biological process: regulation of transcription by RNA polymerase II. The record is from RefSeq and is a predicted model, not a curated record.